GAGUGCCUAAUGCAGUUGGUGAGAGCUGGAGCCUCUGUCAAUGCCAGCACAACACGUUUUGCUCAAACACCAGCCCACAUUGCUGCUUUUGGAGGACAUCCUCAGUGCCUGGUUUGGUUGAUUCAAGUGGGGGCCAACAUAAACAAACAGGAUUAUGUUGGUGAAACUCCUAUUCAUAAAGCAGCACGGUCUGGUAGUAUGGAAUCCAUAAGUGCCCUUGUGGCUCAUGGUGCGCAAAUAGACUUGAGAAAUGCCAGUGGCCUGACAGCAGCAGACCUUGCACAUACCCAGGGCUUCCAAGAAUGUGCCCAGUUUCUCUUGAACCUCCAGAACUGUCACCUGAAUCGUUUCUAUAGCAAUGGCACCUUAAAUGGGGUUCAUCAGAGUGCGGGUCCCAAUCCACUCAGUGGUGGGACAAGUCGAAAGAGAUCCUUUGAAGAUACGGAGUCUGCUGGAGUAAAGAAGGCUAGAACCGAAGCUUAUAGCUUUGAUGGCUUAAUACCAAUGAUGAAUGGAGGAAUUGAGGAUGAUGCUGACAAUAUGCACGUUGAUAGAGAGUUUGCUGUUGUAUCAGAUAUCAGUAGCAGUAGCUCCAUAUUGAAUGCACUGACAAAUGGAUGCGCCGCCAAUGGACAUUUGGACCUCACCGCUGCACAACAGCUCAGUGGAAUGGAGAACAGGCAGGAAGGAAGCUUGACACCCAAUGGAAUAAUUCCUGGCGUAGCCUCUCCCAGCCGGCAUCGAGUUCAUGCCAGCAGUGGCACCGAGGAACCCGAAAAAGCCCUGAGCGGUUCCACGGAGAUGUGUGGCUCUCUGCACCUGAACGGGAGCCCGAGCAGCUGUGUGUCCAACCGGCCCUCGUGGGUGGAAGACCUGGGAGAUACUUUGCACUAUGGACACUAUCAUGGCUUUGGGGAUACUGCUGAGAGCAUCCCUGAGCUCAGUAAUGCUGUGGAGCAUUCCAAUUCUGUUAAAGUGGAGCAGAAAUACGAUAAUACUGUCUUAGGCACAAUGUAUUUGUAUCAUGGUACCUAGAUCAAUGACCUUUAUGGCAAGAGCAUAUUGAAAUUGCUACCAAAAGAAUCCGGGGGGACAGAAUCCCCACCUAGCAUUAAAUUUGAAGAUUGCAACUUAUUGCUAUUUUUACACUUUGUUUAUAUAAAAAGUAAACCUUUAAUUUGACAGCCUUAUACGAUAGUUGUAGAUUGUUGCAUGUAUGGGGCUUAUUUAGUGAUAAAAUAGGUGCUGUUACGAUGGAAUGUUUAUUAUUUUCAUUUUUUUAUUAUGGAAUGUUCUGGUUUUGUAUUUUUUUAUUUCUAAGCUUGUGAACACUAUCUUUCCCUUUUUAGAACUGUUUUCCCUUUUACUGAAGUGAUUAACCGCGUUUUGUGACGAAAACGAGCUGUAUGUUACACAUGUGCAUCCCUCUGGAGUGAAGAUUUUCCUUUCUCAUCUCUCUGCUGAAGCUAUGGUAGCAAUAUCAAUGCCAGCUGUCACUAUGCAAGGUUUGAAAAGUGGCAAUCUUACGGAGCUUCUCUGACUUUCUGAUUUGUACCUCUGUUCGGUAUAAUUAGGUGUUCACCGUUUCGGUUUGUUUCGAAGGAGUUGUUUAAAAAUGCAAGGACAAAAAUCGAAGUUGAUGUUUCACUUGCUGUAGCGUAGAAGUGCUUGUUGUUGUUGCUGGGCCCUUUGCGUUAUCGAGUGGGAAAGUGGGUGGCCUCGUUCGUUCAGUUACAGUUGGGUGCGUUGAGGUUAGUUCUGGGUUUGUGGCGUUUUUAUUUUGCUUCUCUUCUUUAUGUGAAUGCUUGAUAUUUUACCAUAGCUCACAGACUGGAGGCAUGUUCGCACUGUUCUGCUCUGUACGCAGUUUUAAAUUACUUGUUAGAGAAUUUGCCAGGUCAAGAUAUUUGAGUUUGACUGUCUUUGAUAUACAUUUAUUGUUCCUUUUUUUUUUUUUUUUUUAAACAUAUGCUUUGAAAAUGUAAUGCUGUGUAGUCUUUGCGCUAUGCUCACAGGAAAUACAUUGUAUUUAAAGCUUAAUACACAAAUCAAACUUCAUGUACGUGCACUAUAUGAGCACUAAUAAUAUAAGCUACUGCUUUGUGUUACGAUAAAUGAAGAGUGGGGAAGAAAACGGUAAUUGAGAUAAGCCCUCUGAAAUGUGUUGAUUUUUUCUUGUUUUGUUUACAAAGGGACCUUUACAAAUUGGAUUUAAAAAUAAAGAAUCGUAUUACGUUGUAUCU
Tinamus guttatus (white-throated tinamou) is the source of this 2243-nucleotide messenger RNA. NCBI's taxonomy places the organism in Eukaryota, Metazoa, Chordata, Aves, Tinamiformes, Tinamidae. The record is from RefSeq and is a predicted model, not a curated record.